Molecule: messenger RNA, 1328 nt
Organism: Drosophila yakuba
Lineage: Eukaryota; Metazoa; Arthropoda; Insecta; Diptera; Drosophilidae
Exons: 2
Coding region: 102-1031 (309 amino acids)
Source: RefSeq, a predicted model, not a curated record
AGUUCUAUCCUGAACCGAUGGCAGCGACUCAAAGCCCUUGGCCAGCUUUUCGCAUCGAGAUGGAAAGCUGAAUACCUGAAAGAGUUCCAUAAGAGGACCAAAUGGCAAAUUCCAACCAGGAAUAUGUCCGAAGGCGACAUGUCGUUCUUUUCUCUCAGCUUCUCUCAUCCAUGCCGUCCCAGCCAGCCAUGCCGUCCCAUCGCAACCAACGUCGCCAGCUCAUCGACAGAUGUUCUCGAGGAACUCGAUCGUUCCGAUGCCGAGUCUGUCAGGGGAUUCAUCCGCUUCGGACGUGUUCGCGGUUUCUCCGGCUAGAUGCAGAGCGGCGGCUCCGUGCGGUUCUCAUCAACAAAUAUUGCCCGAACUGCUUGGCGCACCAGCAUUCCGGAGGCUCGUGUCGAAGUGAGUGUCGCUGCCGAGUAUGUGGGGACGCUCAUCACACCCUGCUGCAUCUCCAUCGGCGGGAAAAGCGAGAGCGGUCUGCCAGCGCGGACAGGCCCAUCGAGACGCCAGAGCCGAAGGCCAACAUCGAGCAACCCCGCCUCUCGGCAGUGCUCUCCCACACUGCAACGGCUAUCCUGACCACCGUCAAUCUGCGGUUCGACAUCGGGGACAAACGCUUCGAUGUGCGGGCUAUGGUAGAUGCGUGCUCUACUUUGAGCCGCAUUGACGGAUCACUAGCCGAGGCCAUGGCCCUCCCUAUCCUGGGAGUCGGUGAUGAGAGGGUGUGCAGAGCCACUCUCAUACCGAUGCAUACAGAGACGCCACGGAUUGAGGUGGUGUUCCACGUCGAGGAGCAGCUGCGAAUGCGGACUCCUGCCCGAGAGCUGCCUGACGCUGCCAAAACAGUGUUCACCAACCUCAUCCUGUCGGACCCCAGUUUCCACAGGCCGGCUGGUACCUCCGUCGUGCUAGGUGUGGAUGUGUUUCCCACGCUUAUCCAACCGGGUGUCAUGCACAGCCAGAACGGGCACAUCGUAGCACAGAGCACUGUUUUAGGAUGGAUGCUCUCCGGAACAUACGCCCACUGACGCAUCACAGAUUCUUUUGCAAUCUGUGGCAUUGCAAGGCGGGCGGGAUGUUUACUCCAGCUCCCGUGUGCCAGUUCCACGCGUCCCUAAAUGGAGAAGGGAAUCCACCCACUCUCUUUUGAAAAAGGGAGUAUUCUUCCAUUAGGGACCGCUGGCCACACCCUUUCUUUUUUUGCUUACUCACUUACUUACUUUCAUUUCUACAAGUCACGAAGACACAAAAUUUGGAGCAACCUGUUUAUAUUUGUACAUAUAUACAUCAAAGUGAAUAAAGACUACCCUUUGGAGAACCAGAAA